This is a messenger RNA of Sinocyclocheilus rhinocerous, 3580 nucleotides long. It is a transcript of the gene tdrd7b, whose product is annotated as tudor domain containing 7 b. Lineage: Eukaryota; Metazoa; Chordata; Actinopteri; Cypriniformes; Cyprinidae. Bases 94 to 2949 code for a protein of 951 amino acids. The record is from RefSeq and is a predicted model, not a curated record. The transcript is spliced from 16 exons.
CUCUGACAGACCGCGAGGAGGGCACUGCGACCAGUGUCACAGAGCCAGUCACUGUCACCUAAACCGGUCUGACCGACCCACAUCCAUUGAGCGAUGGCGGAUGAGGAACUGGUGAAAAAGAUGGUAAGGGCGGUGCUGCAGUCCAGCAAGAGUGGCGUGUCACUGUCUAACCUGCAGGUAGAGUAUAAAGACCUGACAGGUGAGCUCAUACCUUAUAAACAGUUGGGGUAUGCCACGCUGGAUGCCCUCCUGCACAGCAUGCCUUCAGUCGUGAAACUGGAUAAAGGGCAGUCUCGGGAGGUGGUGUGCCACGCUACCACAGGAAACGAGAUGACCCACAUUACUAAGCUUGCGGCCCGUCAGCGCACAGCGAAGCGGACCGGCCGACCUCAAGUGGUAAACUGUCAAAUGAGAGUCAAACCUGCAGCUCCUCUUGUACUGAACGCAAGGCCAAGGACAUCUUUGAGACAGCCCGACCAUCGUGGACGUCUGGGGCGAGGUGGAGGUCGUGGAGGGGGACAUGGAGACCCCGUUUCUCGCACAGGAAGCAUGAGAGACUCCCAGCCUGAUGGGAAAGGCGGCAGACCCCACAGCACACCCCCAAACACACCCACAAGAAGACCCUCCCUUCCCUCAGAAAGAUCAGAGAAAAGAAUGACCCUUCCCCCCAGAUUCCAAAAAGAAGUCCAUGCCCACCUCUCCCAAAACCAACAGCAGAGCAAUGCCCCUUCUAACCUGAAUGAAAACACAACUCCAGCAAAACCCAAGCUGCCUCAUUCUGCACCUUACAGUCCCAAGCUGGUGCAGUCCCGUCUUAAAGAGGUUCUUAACAAGCACAGCAAUGGCCUCUGGGUAUCCAAGCUGCCUCAGCUGUAUCGAGAGCAUUAUAAACAAGAUCUACCCAAUGAAGCCCUGAAAGACCUGGAACACUGGACGCACAUUUGUACAGUUGAAAAACCAUGCAGUAGCAAACCUCAAGAGAUGCUGCUGUACCCUGCUAAAGAAACUAGCCAGAUUACCCCACAUAGUGCUGCUACACCCCCCACCCAUGACAAAUCCCCAUUUCAUCACAAAAAACCUCAGACUCAAAGAUCAUUUGCCACUUCCAAAUCAAGCACUCCGGCAUCCCCUAAGGAUCUACCACCUGACGUCAAGCAGAAGCUUGGAGAGCUGCUCUUGAAAUACAGCAGUGGCCUGUGGGCCCACGCUCUGCCUAAACUGUAUCAGGACACAUAUAAAUGUAAACUACCGGAAUUUGUGCUGAACCACCUCACCUUGCUUUCAGAUAUUUGCACGAUUGACUACCCCAUGCCGGACAACCCCAAAAGAGCAAUUCUGUAUGCAAAAGUAGUAGAGGACGAGAACCGUAACCAGUCAGGAUUGGCUGGCUCAGAGACGAGAGAAACAGUAGAGCGCCGUUUGAGCAGCCAGACUGUUCCUCCUCUUGUCAUCCCUAGAGAGGAAUACCCUUCUGUCCUGGUGGUGGAAGCAAGUGAUGCAAACAGUGUCAUUCUGAGGUACAUAGGUGAAGGUUACUCCAAGGCGCAGGAAAAGGUAGAAGAUGAAAUGAGAGAGUUCUAUGGGCAAGACAUCAACAAGGUGGCUCUGACCUCACCAUUACCAGGUCAGCUGACUGCUGUACGUGCUGAGGAAGAGGAGGAGAUCCUCCGGGCACAAGUGUGUGAGGUCAUGGCUGACAAGGUCAAGGUGUACUAUGUGGAUCAUGGCUUUUCCGAAGUCAUCAGCAAGAGCAAAUUAUUUGAGUUACAUGAAAAGUUUUAUAGAUUGCCUUUCCAAGCCACCAAAUGCAAACUAGCAGGCCUAGAGUCAUUCAGUCAGGAGCAGGCAGUACUGAAGAGGUUUGAGUCCAUGGCCACUGGCAAGAUCCUAUUGGCUGAGAUUUUAGAGCGUAAGGAAAUGCCUCUGAUGGUCCUGUAUGACACAUCACAAGAUGACGAUAUCAACAUCAAUGCUGCCUGUAUGAAAGCUCUGCAAGACAAAUCCUUAGAGAGUCCCUUAAAGGUGAACAGUGCCUAUAUGAAUGUGAACGUGACCAGCAUUUGCUCAGAUGGAACAAUCUACUGUCAGGUGCCUUCCAGAGGCCUGACUAAACUCAACGGAAUUCUGGAGAAGACUGAAAACUAUUUACAUUCCCAGGUCACAUCAGAGUUGCUGGUUUCACGGCCUUUCUGUGGCAAAAACUGUUUGGCUCGAUAUAAAGGCAAAUGGUCCCGGGUGGAGAUAACAAACUUGCAUGGCAGCCGGGUGCUGGACAUCUUGUUUGUGGAUGUAGGCGUUCAGGCAUCGGUCGAGGUCACCGAGUUGAGAGAGAUUCCACCUCCUUUGCUGCAUGACCUCAUAUCCACCCCAGCUCAGGCACUGAAGUGUUGUCUGGCAGAUCUGCCUGUAAGCGUAGGCUCAUGGACUCCAGAUGCUGUCCAGUGGCUGAGAGACACGGUUCUCCACUGCAGUGACUGCAGCUUGAAGAUAGCUAAAGUGGAUGAGCCCAAACGCCUUGCUCAUGUUUAUCUCUUCACCAGCAAGAACUUCCACGAUCUCCUGCUUCCAAAGAGGCUGGUCAAAGUCCCUGACUCAUAUGGGCCACAUGAUACUGGCUGUAUCUCAGAAAGAACUGAUCUCAAAACAACUCCUUCUUUUCAUUUAGCCACUUUGAGAAGUUCAGGUGUGAUUUUCUUUGUAGGUCUGAAGGUGUUUCUGAUCUUUCCAGGUCUGAAACCCAGGCAGUGGUCUGAGGAGGCCUCCAUUGUGUUCAGGAACCAUGUCGAGAAGAAGCCCCUGGUAGCCCAGCUGGAAUCGGUGCAGGAGGCAUCACAGCCCUGGGACCGUAAGGUGAUUAUCUACUUGGUGGACACUUCACAAGAGGAACGGGACAUUUGGCUUCAUGACAUUAUGGCUGAAUUCACUGAUGAGAUGUCCAACGCAGCAUAGACACCCUAGUUAAAUAUUUUUGGAAGGUUCUCAGAAGGUUGUUCAUUAGUAUGCUACAGAUUAGGGAUGCACCGAAAUUUUGGCCGCCGAAAAUUAUCGUCUGAAAAUGCCAUUUUUGGUUUUUGGCCGAAAGAGAAAAACGUCUGAAAAUAUAUGGCGCGCCGCACUGCCUAGCAGUGUUCAGCGCACAGGUUUCACUCUCCCUCUAGCUGACGCUCUGCUCAAUAUUCCACUCUAUGAAUGUGCGUUCCGUUGAGUUGCUCACGGCCCGUGCGACGCUCCACUCAUGUACGCUCAUGCUCACCGGAAAAGCAAAAUCCGCUCAAAUAGCACGCCGACAGUAAAUUUCUACGUAGUAUACUUGUUUCUGUUUGCAGUAGCACUACUGUGCUGUAACAUGGUGUAGUAGGACUAUUUUUAUUUUUAUCUUUUUAUAUAACGCUUUAUUUAGUGACAAAUCACAUCAUGCAAAGUAACAAUAACAUCAGGAAAUCAAUAAAAAAAAGGUUAUAAUUAUAAUACAAAAAAUAUAUACAGAGGGGUAUUGAAAGCAAAUCCAUAUCUCUAUGGUGUCAUAGGCCUAUGUACUGGGCAACGCUGGUAAAAUGACGCUAACCUCUCCUGACGCUAU